UCGACAGACAUCGCGACACGUGAAAUCCAACACGUGAAUCCCCCAAAUUCCCAUUUCUCUUCAACUCUGUCAAACCUGGAGAGAGAAAAUAGAAAAUGCCAGAGGUGAUCAGCCUCCUCUCCUCUACCCCCCCUCCUCCUGCAGAAACACGCGAGCAGCCAUCCAUCAGAAGAUACCAUUCUAGUCCACCGGGUCCUACCGACCUCAACUCGAUAUCGUUUUUCUCUAGCGACAUCGACAUCCAGUUACGCGCCUACGACAAUGAUUUGGCUGAGAACCCACCCAAGAGGAAGCGCUUGAGCCAUGAACCGGAUUUUCCGAAUAAUAAUCCCGCGCUAUCGCCGCGGAACUCUCUCUUUCUAUUCUCGGAUGACAUUGACGUUGGUCGCUCUGCUCGCAAACCAGUAACUUCGAAAAGACAGGGCUGGGAACUAGAAUCUGACCCGAUUGUAUUCAAUUCUUCGGCUCCAGAGCGGAAUCUGAGUCCACGGAGGAAACAUCAACAACCGGUUACCGCCAUCGCCAUUGACGACGUUGACGAUAUCGAUGAUCUCGUUGGUGAUGCCGAGGAAGGGCGCAGGAGUGGAAGACGUAGCUGGAGAGAUGAAACAGAGGAUUUUAGUGACCCCAUGAAUCCGAACGGACUGUUCGCCUUCCCUGACGAAGUAGUGGAAACACAAUGCACCGCAAACGGUCUUUCAAGCCGAACGGCGAACUUACUAGCUAGUCUCGGGGAACGGUCCAAAUCUGAUAUGGCUAGCGAGACACAUACGAAACUGAAGCCUCGGAGACAUAGAACAUCUGAACCUGUACGGGAUGACGACGACCCAGACGAGAUUCCUGAGCCUAGAAAAGCACCCGGCGCCCGGAAGAAGACAACUACGAUCACAUCCAAACGUGGCAGCGUAGACAAAGAAACUAAAACUAGAGAACGCGAAGAAGCAAAGGCCCAGCGAGAUCGCGAGCGACAGUUGGACAAAGAGCGAAAACAGAAGCUGAAGGAGGAAAAAGCGAAGGAGAAGCAGCUGGCUGCUGAUAUUGCGGAGGUGAACAAGCUCAAAGUCGAUAAGAAGGGCUCCACGCCAGAAAUGAUCAUUGACCUUGCCUCGAGUUUCGAGGAGACCAGUGUGGGCAACCAAACUGUAGAGUAUAUGCGAAGACUCGGGGUAGAUCAUUCCUUCUUCACAAGCCCUCUUCCAAACAUUGUCAAAUGGCGCAGGAAAAUGACGGCCAAGUACAACGAUACCCUCGGAUACUGGGAGCCAUGUCCCCCCUUCAUCCGCAAGGAAGAGCAUGUCCUCUGUCUUUUGACGGCCCAGGAGUUUGUUGAUAUGGUCAUUGCCCCUGUGGACUGUUCCUCGGAUUCUCCCAGCGAACUAGAGCUGCAUGUUCUUCGCGUGAAAAGCGCUUACCCGGACUGUACCUUGAUCUACCUCAUUGAAGGCCUCACACUCUGGAUGCGCAAGAACACGAACUCGCGAAACCGAGCCUACCAAGCUGAAUUCCGCCGCCAACUAGACGAAGUUCAGGCUACAUCAUCUACGUCUACGUCUACUUCCACCGCCACUACCACCGCUGCAUCUACUUCAUCCCGCCGCAAGAGAACCACGGCAAACAAACCAGAAACCACUCCCCCAGUGGAUGACGACACGAUCGAGGACGCUCUCCUCCAACUGCAAGUGACCCAUGUCUGUCUCAUCCACCAUACAAGCUCCCCGCCAGACUCCGCAGAAUGGAUCAAAACCUUCACCGAACACAUCUCCACCGUACCCUACCGCCGCGAACGUAUAAACGGGAACGACUCCGCCUUCUGCAUGGACGGCGGACAGGUCAAACCAGGCGAAAACAAAUCCGACACGUUUGUCAAGAUGCUGCAAGAAGUCAAUCGCGUCACCGCAUCUAUGGCUUACGGUGUAACCAACCAAUACCCGAAUGUAGUAGAGUUAGUGGGUGCCAUGAGGAGACAGGGACCGGGCCUGCUGGAGGAUGUAAAGAAAUCGGCAAAUAGGAACGGUGCCAUUACCGAUUCGAGAAUCGGACCGGCGGCAAGCAAACGGUUGUAUAAAGUUUUUAUGGGAUUGGACCCGGCCUCUACGGAUGUUUGAUUCUCUAUCAUUUGGUAACGAGAUGCAUGUCAUGUCAUGUCAUACCUGGGUAUUGGUGGUAUACUUGAUACCUUUAUUGGCGCUUUAGACUGUACCCUAAGUUACUGCUUGGGGCUUUGGCGCUUGGUAAGCUGGUAGGUAGGACCUUAUUGGGCAAUGCAGGCUUGCUUUUUUUUUUUUUUUUUUUUUUUUU
Messenger RNA from Aspergillus ochraceoroseus IBT 24754, 2298 nucleotides. RefSeq lists its product as uncharacterized. The coding region runs from base 96 to 2105 and encodes 669 amino acids. The record is from RefSeq and is a predicted model, not a curated record. Gene Ontology annotation, cellular component: nucleus; Holliday junction resolvase complex. Lineage: Eukaryota; Fungi; Ascomycota; Eurotiomycetes; Eurotiales; Aspergillaceae. The transcript is spliced from 2 exons. Gene Ontology annotation, biological process: double-strand break repair; resolution of meiotic recombination intermediates; mitotic intra-S DNA damage checkpoint signaling. Gene Ontology annotation, molecular function: nuclease activity; DNA binding.